AUGGAUACGAGCAUUGCGCCGGGAAGCGACGACAGCGCGUAUGGACAGUCGCUGGGUGCCAGCUGCCCUCGACCUCUCUUCAAUGGGGACUUCUGCGAAAGAGGUGGCGGCGGUGGGGACCUGGUGUUCAUGGAAGCCAUGGCCGGGGGAAUGCCAGAAAUGGCAGAUGCCCAAGAUGAUGGUGCUGUGGCAGAGCGUGGCCAAGAGACAGCUGCACCCCCUUCAGACGAUGCUGCUGGAGGCGGCACCACUGCAGUGCGGACAUUCUUCCCGGAGACCUGGAUUUGGACAGACAUCGCGCUUACUGGAGGCGCUGGGGUGGCCAGUGCCACCAUGCCGGUGACGGCGCCAGAUACUAUCACAACAUGGAGUCUGGAGGCAUUUACCACUUCGCCCGAUGGGAUUUCCGCCGUUCGUAGCAGGAUGCCCCUCCGGGUCUUCAAGCCCUUCUUCGUGGAGAUGCGCCUGCCCUACGCCUCGGUCCGAGGCGAGGAUGUGGAGCUCAUCAUUGCGGUGUUCAACUAUGCCGAGGGCACUGGCACUCUGGAUGCGCAGCUACAGGUGACGCUCCCGGCUGAAGUGGAGCUGGUCAAUGGAGAGGCAUCGUUGCAGCUCUCGGUCCCAGAGGCAGGCGCUGCACGUCACGCGCUCCGGUUGCGGCCAAAGGCCCUGGGCUCCUUCCAGCUAGAGGCCUCUGCUGUCAGCGGCGCCUACAGCGACGCCAUGCGGAAACCGCUGCUUGUGAAGCCGGAGGGCGUCCCCCAGCACGAGACCAAGAGUGUCGUCAUCGACCUCACAAGCUCCUCCACAGCGGAUGCACUCCUAGAGCUCACACUGCCUGCAGCGGCUGUGAACGACUCUGCCCGCCUGCAGGUCACGGCUGUCGGUGAUCUCUUGGGUCCCACCAUCUCGGGCUUGGAGCGACUGCUGCAGAUUCCGACAGGCUGUGGUGAGCAGAACAUGAUCACUCUGGCACCAAACGUCUACGUGGCGAAGUACCUUCUGGCCACAUCGAAGCUGACGCCAGAGUUGCGCCAGCGAGUGGUGAACAACAUGGUGGUAGGCUAUGGGCGUCAGUUGACGUACCGCCAUGACGAUGGCUCCUUCUCGGCUUUUGGAAAGCCGGUGCACGGGACUGGCCUCGUGGCUGUGGACACCAGCGUCCUUGCAAAGGCUGCAGCCUUCCUCGUCAACUUGCAGCAGGCCGAUGGCUCCUUCCGCAGCGUGGGCAAAGUCAUCCACCAGGCCUCAGUGGAGGUACCGAACCUCGCCGUCCCGGGCCUCGCCGAUGCCCUGACCUCCGCCGCCUCGUACCUCUCCUCUGCAUCCAGUCCAUCCCAGUAUGCCGUCCUGCUUCGCGCGCAAGCGCUGGGAUUGGCAGGACAAUGGACUUCGGACAGAGUCGCCAGUGAGGUCUUGGACAUCUCCAGCAUGGCGGACGGAAAGAGGUUUUGGGCCUCGGCCGGCGAAGGCAAAUCUGCCGCAAAGGACAUUGAGAUGACGGGCUACGGACUGCUGGCCCUGACCUCCGCGGGGCGACUGACGGAGGCUUUUCAGGCAGCCCGCUGGCUUUUGGAGAGGCGCAGCGAUACCGGUGGAUUCAGCUCGACGCAGGACACCGUCGUUGCUCUGAAUGCCCUCGCAAGUUAUGCCACGGCAGCCGGGCAGAACGUGGAUGUGACCCUCCAGGUUGGCCAUGGUGGCAGCAACCAGGAGUCAUUCCAGAUCAAUGCAGCGAACAUGGACGUCCUCCAGAGUUUCGCUCCAUCGGUGGCUGUCGGUGCUAACCAGAUUUCUGUGUCGGCUUCAGGUAGUGGCACGGCCCUCGUGACGGCUUCCCUGAGGUAUAACAUGCCCGACACGGUGGUCCUCCCCUGCUAUGACGUGGAGGUGAACUGGUAUUCCUCCGCUGUGCAGGCCGUGCCGUCGGGGGCGGUGGGGCGUCCAUUUCAAAUUCUGACAUUUGGGAUCGACAUGUUUCCAGUCCUCUUAGCCCGAGCAUAUUUGAAGUUCCUUGAGCCGGCCAACGGGGAGGACAAAAGAUGGCAGUGCAUGCAGUGCCUCGGUGGCAAAGAAAAGUUGGCAGUUGGCUGGUGUUGCGUUUUUGAAAUUAAUCCGGUGGGACUCUUCACGGGCUAUGCCGCCUCGGUGAAAUCUCUGCAGUCCUUAAAGGACGAGAAGGUGGUGAAGCGAUGGGAUCUCGGUGAUGGAACGGUGGAUCUCUACAUGGAGGACUCCGAGACACGGCGAGAGCCUGGAGUUUAG
This is a messenger RNA of Symbiodinium sp. CCMP2592, 2265 nucleotides long. The record is from the annotation of a GenBank genome assembly. Lineage: Eukaryota; Dinophyceae; Suessiales; Symbiodiniaceae.